AUGGCGAUUAAAAAUACUAUGUGUAUUCUCAAAAGAAAUGACGAAAUCUGUAACCACUAUGAAUGCCACCUACAUUACUCCUUACAAGAGAACUCAGUAAGCAGCAUGAAUUUUAUGGUUCUCGAAGCAAUGAGCAGAAACAGUAUGGCGAUCUCGAACUUAUGCGAUAACCAUUUAAAGAUCAUGAACGAGAUUAAUUCCUUAAAGCAAAUUUGCUCUCAAAUCCGUGAUUCGAUAUCGGUGGAUGAGCAAAUUUUGCCAGACCAAAAUUUGAUAGUCAGAAGAGCACUUCUUAUGGUCAAAGAAAAUUAUGAUUUUCCUAUUCGGCUUGAACUUGAUAAAACUUUCCCAUCAAAAAUAUGCAAGGAAAGAGGAUUCAAACUUAGUUUCCACUUAGAAAAUAACGGGAACCAAGCAAUUAAAACGCAAAGAAAUGCAAAAUUUAAUAUAUUUUUAGUCACUCAUAAUGAACCUCCAAUUGUUCUGGAUAAAAAUUUAAGUGGGAAAUCCAUUCUGAGAGGAACUCAUGAAGCAGCUGAAAAUGAAAACGGUCAUAUUCAGUUUUCUAAUAUAGUCGUUAAUGAAGUGUCUUCUCAUUACAAGGAAAAUUCUUUUAUUUUUAUUGUCUUGUGCCUCAGUAACUUAAAUAUAAAGCCAUUUAUAAAAUGAAACCUCAAUAUAAGGGCAAGACAAGCGUUAAAGAACCGAAGGCGAUAA
Molecule: messenger RNA, 717 nt
Organism: Blepharisma stoltei
Lineage: Eukaryota; Ciliophora; Heterotrichea; Heterotrichida; Blepharismidae
Source: the annotation of a GenBank genome assembly